Messenger RNA from Fibroporia radiculosa, 696 nucleotides. RefSeq lists its product as uncharacterized. The transcript is spliced from 2 exons. The record is from RefSeq and is a predicted model, not a curated record. NCBI's taxonomy places the organism in Eukaryota, Fungi, Basidiomycota, Agaricomycetes, Polyporales, Fibroporiaceae. The coding region runs from base 1 to 696 and encodes 231 amino acids.
AUGUCGACCGUCUCCGCUCCCGGUGUGGGCGGCACCUUCGUCCUCAACUCGGCCAAUGGCCCGCCGCUCAUUCUCGUCUUUGUCGCGUCCGGUCUCCUGGUGGGCGUCGUGCUCUCGAUCCUCGUCCUUAAGCGCAUCUACCCCACCAUGAACUUCACCACUCGCACCCCUCGGAGGCGCCGCGAGGUUCGGCUGGGGGAGAAGCCCCGCAUAUGGGAUGUCCACGUCUCCCCGUACAGCCGCAGUGUGGGGACGGAGGGCCUCGGUCCUGGGGGAUGGCACGCGCUGAUGCCACUGGCCGCCUCGUUUGUUACAGAACAGACGGAUGUUAAGCCUCCCCCUCCCGAGCAGCCCAUAGCGCCAGUGCCAGCAUUAUCUCCAUUCCGCCGUCAAUGUCACCAUCUCCUGCACCUCUACCGCACGCCUCGUGUUCCCCGAGAAGAACUCCUUCCUACCUCAGCGGUGGAGCCACCACCCCUCCCUUCCCGUCUACAGGUUGCCGUCGUGGUCGCCCUGCCUUCGCCGUGCAUCGCGCGACCGUAUUCGCUGUGCUCCGAGGACAGCGGGGCCAGCUCGUCGUGCUCUAGCCCACGCCCGGAUAGUUUACAGGAAUACUGCCUUGGGAUCACAGAAGUGGCCGAUAUUACGCCACCAUUGCUAUCUGAUAUCCCCGACGGUGCGGGCGCCGAGGAUUAG